CAUCGUCAUAAAUUCUGAUCUCAAAUUCCACACGCCAAUUUCAAUCCCUCUAUAAACAUGAACUCCCCCACCCCCAACCUAAUUAACCUUCCUCCAAUUAACACCAUUACCGUUUAAUCUCCAAGAUCAUGAGCUCAAUCGCUCCGCCGGGCUUCCGCUUCUACCCAACCGAAGAAGAGUUGAUCGGAUUCUUCGUCCGCUACAAGCUCGACCGCCGGCGAGAAUCCGACAUCGAGCGAGUCAUCCCCGUCGCAGACGUCUACUCCUUCGAUCCAUGGCAGCUCCCCUCCAUGGCGGGGGAAGCGUGCAGGGCGGACGGGGAGCAGUGGUUCUUCUUCUGCCCGCGGCAGGAGUGGGAGGCCCACGGCGGCCGGCCGACGAGGACCACGCCGUCGGGGUACUGGAAGGCCACAGGCUCGCCCACCCUCGUGUUCUCGUCGUCGGAGAACAACCGGGCACUGGGCGUGAAGAGGACCAUGGUGUUCUACCGAGGCAGAGCGCCCACCGGCACCAAGACCAAGUGGAAGCUGAACGACUACAGAGCAUUCGCCGACCACCAAGGCGCGGCCGCCGCCUCAGCCUCCGCCUCCGCCUCGUUGAAAUUGCGCAGCGAAUUCAGCGUGUGCCGUGUGUACACUAAGUCGGGCUUGAUCAGGGCGUUCGAUCGACGUCCAGUUGGAGGCGCCCAAAGAGCUCGGGAGCUCGAGAGGCGGGGCCAUGACUCGCCGGUGCGCCGACGGGACGACGGCGGCGAUAACCUCAGAGUCGACGACGAUAGUCUCUCGACCUCUUUCUGGAGUGGGCUUGAGGAAUAUUGUCAAUAACACUAAUAAUUUUAUUGAUGCCAUUAAUUAGUUCGUAAUUAAAAUUUAAUGUUGGGAACUCUGAAGUUUGUCAUCCAGUGAAUCCUUGUUAACAGCCUUUUCUUAAUUGUGGAAAGAUUUCGCA
Molecule: messenger RNA, 948 nt
Organism: Zingiber officinale
Lineage: Eukaryota; Viridiplantae; Streptophyta; Magnoliopsida; Zingiberales; Zingiberaceae
Product: NAC domain-containing protein 90-like
Exons: 3
Coding region: 129-824 (231 amino acids)
Biological process (GO): regulation of DNA-templated transcription
Molecular function (GO): DNA binding
Source: RefSeq, a predicted model, not a curated record